This is a messenger RNA of Pseudomassariella vexata, 1283 nucleotides long. RefSeq names its product acyl-CoA N-acyltransferase. NCBI's taxonomy places the organism in Eukaryota, Fungi, Ascomycota, Sordariomycetes, Amphisphaeriales, Pseudomassariaceae. Gene Ontology annotation, molecular function: acyltransferase activity, transferring groups other than amino-acyl groups. The transcript is spliced from 2 exons. The coding region runs from base 362 to 1147 and encodes 261 amino acids. The record is from RefSeq and is a predicted model, not a curated record.
GCCCGCGCUUCUUGAUGGACAAAGAAGAAUGUCAGCAAGGAAGAAAUUUUCGUCUUGCACAGUCACAUUGAUUUUUCCUGAUGCAAGGUCGCGGCACAGCCUGUGUAAUGCUACUCGUUUGUUCGGUAAGGAAUCCAGCGAUUAAUUUCCCCAUUCACCCUUGGCAGCAUACAGCUGCAACCCUGUUUUCCGAAUUAGGCGUAGCACUACCAACGACACUGUGCCAUAACAACCUGCGCAAUAAGCGCCAGACCAGAAUUCCUCUUCUAGGCCUCCUUCUGCAAAAAUUGUUACGCCGACAGUCUCGGGCAAAGAAAGAAGCCAGGCGCUCCGUCUUACUACUACUCAGAGUUGCGCAAUAAUGUCAGCCCCGAAGCUACGCUAUGCCUCCUAUAGCGAGCUUCCCGAAAUCGCCCACGUGAUGGCCCUGGCGUUCUUCGACGACAAUUUGUUUGGAGACAUAGUGCACCCGCAUCGUAACCAGUUUCCCAACGACGUGGAUUUGUACUGGUUGCGACGGGCCCGUGUCAACUUCUGGGAUUACCGGUGGAGAUGGGUCGUGGCUGUGGACAGGGACAAGAACGGCAAAGAGGUUAUCGUGGGUAUUGCGCAGUGGGAACGAUUGGGGGACGGGGGGAAGAAGAUGGAGUGCUGGUGGUUUGAUCCCCGUAACCUCCUCAAACCCCUCUCAUGCACCGCCAUGGGCCUGCAUACCCUGAUCUGGCCGAACCGCGCCAGCGAUCCCAUAGACGAAGACAUCGUUGAGCGAGCAUAUCCGUGUUUCGGCGACGUGUGGUCUGGCGAGCGGGCGGAAUCGUGGUACUUGGAAUACCUGGCUCUGCAUCCUGACUUCCAAGGGAAAGGCCUGGGCCGGAUGCUUGUGAAAUGGGGACUUGACCGCGCUGAGGAAGAAGGUAUUUGUGCCUCAGUGGCUAGUACGAGGGGUAAAGACAGGUUUUACCAGAAGGUUGGGUUUGAGGAGCAGUAUGGGAAUGCAGGGGAGGGGGAGGGGAAUCCUCUUGCUAAAGUCGAAACGGGGAAUAUGUUUUGGAAGAUGCCGAAGCUGAGUGGCCAGAUGACUGUUGGGACUGCGCAGACAGCUACAGAUAAUUCUUCGCAAGUACCCAAGGGUAGUACAGGUGCAUAAAUUGAUGACGGUCAAAUUUUUGACAAAGGGUUGUUUUUACUUGCCUGGCAGCUCAUUAUUCCACGGAGCUGUGUAGUAGUCUCACUUGCGAGCUAUUGAAUCAUUGAAGUUUGACUUCUGAUCCUGCUAUAGAGCC